AUGGACGACGUCGGCCUCGACCGCAAGUUGGUCAUCAUCGGCCCCACGGACGUGGGCAAGACGUCCAUCACCAUGCGCUAUUGCCACGGCAGCUUCUCGACGCCCACGUCCGCGACCAUUGGCGCGUCGUUCCUCCAGAAACGAGUCAUUGUCAACGACGACGCGCAACCCGACGACGCGGCCACGAGCGACGCGCGACGGAAACUGACGCUCCAGAUAUGGGACACGGCGGGCCAAGAGCGCUUCCGGUCCAUGGCGCCGCUCUACUACCGCAACGCAAAGGCCGCGAUCCUCGUGUUUGACCUGCAGAGCGAAGCGAGUUUCGAGAAGAUUCAAGAGUGGCUGCACGAUUUGCAGCAUUACGUGGACGACGACAUUGUGCUAGCAGUCGUGGGCAACAAGAGCGACGUGCCGUCGAGUUUUGACUUUCGGAAAGCACAGGCGUUUGCCGACAAGAUUGGCGCUCGAGUGUUUCGCACGAGUGCCAAGACGGGUGAAGGCGUACAGGCGCUGUUUGAGAGUUUAGCAGUGCAGCUGCUGAAGAAACACGAUCAAGAGCAGCGCGCACGAGGUCGCAAUGUAUCGCGAGCAGGAAACGCCACCGGAGCGAGCGCAUUCGGCCACGAUAGCCAAAACAACUCGGUCAUCCUCAGCCAAGCACACGGCAAUGGCAACAAGUCGUCCAAGAACGGCUGUUGCUAG
Hyaloperonospora brassicae is the source of this 702-nucleotide messenger RNA. The record is from the annotation of a GenBank genome assembly. Lineage: Eukaryota; Oomycota; Peronosporomycetes; Peronosporales; Peronosporaceae.